This is a messenger RNA of Ctenopharyngodon idella (grass carp), 2959 nucleotides long. RefSeq names its product phosphomevalonate kinase (gene pmvk). The coding region runs from base 64 to 699 and encodes 211 amino acids. Gene Ontology annotation, biological process: isopentenyl diphosphate biosynthetic process, mevalonate pathway; cholesterol biosynthetic process. Gene Ontology annotation, cellular component: cytoplasm. Lineage: Eukaryota; Metazoa; Chordata; Actinopteri; Cypriniformes; Xenocyprididae. Gene Ontology annotation, molecular function: phosphomevalonate kinase activity. The record is from RefSeq and is a predicted model, not a curated record. The transcript is spliced from 5 exons.
UCAUUACGGGAAAAUCGACAUGAAGUCGUUCCUGCUUUAAAAGUCCUCAUACUGAACGUGUUUAUGAGUGCGAAGAACACGUUACAUGCAAUGACUCCUGCACAGCCGAGGAUUAUCCUGUUAUUCAGCGGGAAGCGGAAGUCGGGGAAGGAUUAUGUGACAGAUUUACUUCAGCACAGGCUGACCGCAGAGAUGUGCUGCAUACUCAGACUGUCUGCGCCCCUCAAACUGCAGUAUGCACAGGAUCAUAAUCUGGACUAUGAGGAGCUGUUGGGCUGCGGUCAGUAUAAGGAGGAAUAUCGAGCCGACAUGAUCCGCUGGGGUGAGAUGAAGAGACGGCAGGACUCGGGCUUCUUCUGCAGACUGGCCAUCCAACACGCGGCGCGGCCCGUCUGGAUCAUCAGUGACUGCCGGAGGAGGUCGGACGUGCAGUGGUUCCGUCAGGAGUUUCCCGAUCUCUGUGUGUGUGUUCGGGUGGAGGCGUCGGAGCAGACCAGAUCUCAGAGGGGCUGGAGAUUCACCGCAGGUGUGGACGACGCCGAGUCCGAGUGCGGAUUGGACGAGGGUGUGAAGUUUGACUGGAUCAUCAAGAACGACGGAGACGAUGAUGUUCUGGAGAAACAGCUGGAGGAGCUGCUGUCACUGGUCACGUCACGACUGGACUCACACACACUCGAUGACAUGAAAACACAGCAAUGACAACACGAGAACUCGUUUCUUUCAUCUGCUCACUGGAGGACUAGACUCUUCUGCUUUAUUAUCUACACUUCCUGUCAUCAUGUGCUUCAUGGUGUUCCAAACCAGCUUUAAUUCUGUAGUGCUUUAUACAAUAGAAAUUGUAGCUUCACAAUAAUAAACAGGAAAGUAACAGAAUUAAUGAUGCAAACUUCAUCAAAUAUGAGACCAGCAGCUCUACAGAAGACAUUAUCCACAUCAGUUCAGUUCAGUUAGUAAAAAGGAUUGUUUUUGAAGAUUCUUCACGUGAUGCUGUAAAAACAAGUAGCCUACAAUAUUGGCAGAUCUGUUAAUCGUUUUUUAUUAGAAAAUUGCUGUAAACAUCCUCUAGCUUGAUUUUCAGCUUUCGCAAAAAUUAGGAGCAAUUUAGCAGAAGCAAUAUUAAAGAAUUAGUUUGUCAUUUAGAAAGCAUAAAAGUAGUCUAUGUGAGUUAUUCCAGAUCCUCUGGAGCCAUUCCAUAUCAAAUGAUUGUCUAUUCAUUAUCUUCAAAUGCAGAAUUGUUAAAACUAGGACAGUACGAUGCACUUUAUUUUAACAUGCACGAGGACGAGUUAGAUUUGAGCUUUAGGAAUAUUAAUGCACAACAUUUUCAGUUUGUGUCAAUUCCCACACAAAACUGCUCUAAAUGAUCUUUAAGUGUUUGUUUUUAAGGUUUGUUUCUUUAAAUUAUGGCUGAUGGGUGUUACACUACUAACACAUUCACUUUGACUUGAACCACAACAAAUGCACAAAUAGAGUUUGUGUAGAAGCCAACAUUCAACACGGUUGUGAAAUGACUAACAUGCAGUGUUGGGAAAGUUACCUUUAAAAGUAAUGCAUCACAGUAUUGAGUUAUUGCCUAAAAAAGUAACUAAUUGCAUUACUUUUUAUGGAAAGUAAUGUUAUGUUACGUUUGCAUUACUUUUUCUCACCUGAGCUGGACUUGCUUGUUUUUUAAUAUCAACACAAAAGGUUCUAUUUUUGUCAAAUGUUAAGGCCCUUUCACACCAGAAGUGAAAUGAAAAAGCCUCCGGCCGAUCACAAAUGUGAUGUCUAUCUGAAGUCAUUUUUUCAUAGCUAGUAUGGUUGAAUUGGAUCAUGAAGGUCAGCAGCAAAGACAUUGGUUAAUAAAGUGAGAUUAAAUACAUAAAGUAUAUUUGUGUAAUUUUAUAUAUUUCAUUAUUGCAGAUUUGUGUAAUAUUCUGAGAUUGAAUUUCACUGUUUUUAUUCAUUUUGAGGAAUACUGAAUGUUUUUGUGCAAGUGAGAUUAGUAAAUGCAUGUUCACAUUUAAUCUAGAACUACAAUAACCGUCAUGUUCACACACAACACCUCUGAACUUUAUUUAUCUCAACAUGACGACAGGAGAGCUGUCAGUCAAUACAUGAGAAAAAGUAGCUUGUGUUACUUUACUUGAAAAAGUAACUCAGAUAUUUUGUUGUAAAUUUAUAAGUAAUGUUGCCUUGCUAGUUACUUGAAAAAGUAAUCUGAUUACAUAACUUGUAAUGCGUUACACACAACACUGUCUGUUGGGAUUGUCUUGUUAGCGUUAGGUGUUUGUUCAGUAAUUUUAGCAAACACGUUCACACGAAUGUUUCCCUUUUGUAGGCUUUUAACAACAGCACUCUUUGUUCUUGACAUACAGUUACCCAGUUUGUUGUUGAUUUCAAAACGGAAAUAUGACAGUUUGAGAUUAAUAUCUCAGGUAUUAAAGCAAAAAGCAUUGUAACCAUCCCCGGUCUCUCUAUAUGACUAUAUAUCCAUUAGACAGAUUCAGUGAGAUGUGUUUGACUGGAACUGACAUCGGUGAGAAAACAAUCCCAGCAGUCCCGUAGUGUUCAAGCAGUCAAUUCACUGAGUUUAUCAUCCAUGUUGUCUAAAAGAAUUCUGCCAUCUGCUGGUUAGAAGAAAACCUGUAGGAAUUACAGUUUUAGGAAUAAAGUGUUUUGACCAUAUAUAUCCAGCAGAGGGCCAUAGAGAUCCAUUCAUUUUUCUGGAUGUUGUGAAUAUAUAUUUAAACAUAAUAAAAUACAUUGAAAUCAGUAUUUUUGUGAAAAGUUAGAAUUUGUUUUGUUGUUUGAAGUGUUUUGAAGUGUCUGUUUUUGCAAUAAUGCCACAUAAAUUUGCAAAAAUAUAACUAAAAUGCCACAAAAAACUUAAGAUUUUAUUUCAAUUAUUCAAUUUAUUUCAGAUUCAUGCCAGAUGUAUUGAUUUUAUUGAAAAAUGAAAAAUAAACUCUUAAUUUUU